Molecule: messenger RNA, 1134 nt
Organism: Candida tropicalis MYA-3404
Lineage: Eukaryota; Fungi; Ascomycota; Pichiomycetes; Serinales; Debaryomycetaceae
Gene: LYS12
Product: homoisocitrate dehydrogenase
Exons: 1
Coding region: 1-1134 (377 amino acids)
Biological process (GO): tricarboxylic acid cycle; isocitrate metabolic process
Cellular component (GO): mitochondrion
Molecular function (GO): magnesium ion binding; isocitrate dehydrogenase (NAD+) activity; NAD binding
Source: RefSeq, a predicted model, not a curated record
AUGUUAGCUGCUUCAAGAUCAUCAAUUCGUCGUUGUUUUUCUACUUCAGCCACUGCCUUAAAAACUUUAAAAAUUGGUUUGAUUCCAGGUGACGGUAUUGGUCGUGAAGUCAUUCCAGCUGGUCAAGCUGUUUUGGAAAACUUACCAGCCAAACACGAUUUACAAUUUGAGUUCGUCAAUUUGGACGCUGGUUUCGAAUUGUUCAAAAAAACUGGUACUGCUUUACCAGAUGAAACCGUUGAUGUUUUAAAGAAAGAAUGUGAUGGUGCUUUGUUUGGUGCUGUUUCUUCCCCAACUACUAAAGUUGCUGGUUAUUCUUCACCAAUUGUUGCAUUGAGAAAGAAAAUGGGAUUAUACGCCAAUGUCAGACCAGUUAAAUCUGUUGAAGGUAUUGGUAGACCAGUUGACAUGGUUAUCGUUCGUGAAAACACUGAAGAUUUAUACAUUAAAGAAGAAAGAGUUUACAAAAAAGAAGAUGGUACUAAAGUUGCUGAAGCCAUUAAAAGAAUUACCGAAACUGCUUCCACAAGAAUUGCUAAAAUGGCUUACGAUAUUGCUUUACAAAGAGAAGCCGUUAGAAAAGGUUCUUCUGCUAAACAACUCCACGACAAACCAUCUGUUACUGUUACCCACAAAUCCAAUGUUUUAUCACAAUCUGAUGGUUUAUUCCGUGAAACUUGUCGUGCAGUCUACGAUGCCAACAUCAAUGAAUACGGUGGUAUUGAAUAUAAAGAACAAAUUGUUGACUCUAUGGUCUACCGUAUGUUCAGAGAACCAGAAAUCUUUGAUGUCGUUGUUGCUCCAAACUUAUAUGGUGAUAUUUUGAGUGAUGGUGCUGCUGCAUUAGUUGGAUCUUUGGGUGUUGUUCCAUCUGCUAAUGUUGGUGACAACUUUGCCAUUGGUGAACCAUGUCACGGUUCUGCUCCAGAUAUCGAAGGUAAAGGUAUUUCCAACCCAAUUGCCACUAUUAGAUCAACUGCUUUGAUGUUGGAAUUCAUGGGUUACCCAGAAGCUGCUGCCACUAUCUACGAAGCUGUCGAUGCUAACUUGGCUGAAGACAAAAUCAAAACUCCAGAUUUAGGUGGUAACUCCACUACUCAAGAUGUCAUUAACGAUGUCAUCAGAAGAUUCUAA